UCCAUGUGCCACCCCCCUCGAGAACUACAGGAGAUAGAUCCGUCCAUCAAAUCUCCAGAGUCGAUCCUUCCCCGGCCCGUGCCUUUGCCCCAUCCGCUGUCCAGUCUUGCCUCGACGCGGAGACAGUUCACAAAAGUGGACGCAGAAAAUAACCCAUCCUCAACCUGCACCUGCCCCAGCGUACUCGUCCCGGACCCCCCUCGUCCCCGUCGUCAACUCCGCGUUCCCAAGGCGGGCUGAAGAGCC
Molecule: messenger RNA, 246 nt
Organism: Schizophyllum commune H4-8
Lineage: Eukaryota; Fungi; Basidiomycota; Agaricomycetes; Agaricales; Schizophyllaceae
Exons: 1
Coding region: 4-240 (78 amino acids)
Source: RefSeq, a predicted model, not a curated record